Molecule: messenger RNA, 1495 nt
Organism: Chelmon rostratus (copperband butterflyfish)
Lineage: Eukaryota; Metazoa; Chordata; Actinopteri; Chaetodontiformes; Chaetodontidae
Gene: tmem42a
Product: transmembrane protein 42a
Exons: 3
Coding region: 51-503 (150 amino acids)
Source: RefSeq, a predicted model, not a curated record
GUUACUGUGAUGGACUCCUGUGAGUGUAGUGUGUUUCAUUCUCUUCAGAUAUGAUCUCAGGGUCUUUUUACGCGUUAGUUGCGGGUUUUUUGGGGGCCGCUGCCUCCUUGUCUGCCAAGCUGUCCCUCGGUGCAGACUACCUGAGAGACCUGUGUGAGUCCGGGCUCAGCGGCUGGACUGAGGCACACGGUGGAAGUGGAGCCUGUGACUGGCUCCACGUCCCCCUGAGGCUGCUGUGUGGAGGCCUGCUGUUCACCUGUAACGCCGUCAUGUGGACCUUCUUUUCGAAGGCUCUCCGACACUGCUCCUCCUCAGCCAGGGCCACCGUCACUACCACUGCAUCCAACUUCAUCUCCUCAGCCGUCCUGGGGAGGGUGAUUUUUGGAGAGACCCACGCAGCUCUGUGGUGGGUGGGCAUCUCUCUCACUCUGUGCGGACUGCUUGUGCUUCAUGGAUCUUCACCUCAGGUGCUCCCGCAGCAGGAGGACAAAAAAGAAAAGUAACGUAGCUUUGGCUGGUCACAAGCACGCAGCCACUGCAGCCUGUGGCAAGACUCUUUGAAGGCACAUCAUGGAAUUUCUCAAAAUGUUGCUCAUAGUGUCUUGAAGUGCAAUUAAAGACUGUGUUGCACAAAGCUGGUGGUGCAUUCAGUGCCAUCAGUGCCAGUGAACGACUCCCUGAAUGUGGAUUGAUUUGCUUUUGUUUUGGUGUGGGUUUUUGUCUUUGUGUUCUUCAGUGAGAGCGUGUUGAGCAGGCAGACGAAUAAGUGUGGCCUCUAACUCUUCAGCUGUUUCAUACAUCCACACUGCACAUCUCCCUGAGUCCCAUGAGUAAAGAGAAGUUUGAUUAUUACAGCGUGGUUGGCUUCAGGCAGUUACUUGGUCACCUUUUCAAAAGGAAGGCCAUGUUAAUGAAAGGAAACGUCACCGUACACCUUUUUUCUUCUGGAUUCUAAACAGAAUUUUGAUACUCUGCACCAUCCAGCAGUGACAGGGAAAUUCAUACGGAGGCAGUAGUACGAAAGCAGGGAGUUACAUUCUGAUUAGGAUCAAAAUCUCAAGGGUCCUCAUUGCACCUGUGGGAAAUUACCAGCAGCGAGAAAACAGAGUUCAAGUGAGCCGCAUCGCCAUGUUUUCACCAAUAAUGACUUGUACCUGUGCAGUGUAUCCUGCUCAGUGCCCUCAGGAUUGCUUUAUGCAGCCACAUACGGCCGUUCUGACCAGCUCCAUCCGAGGCAUCAGAAACAGGAAUGAAAGUUGUCAUGAUGAGUUACAUUUUAUUUCUUUGAUAUACAUAAUAUGUACCAACUCACUGAAUUGAGAUGUUCGACUUGAACAGUUUUUAGGAAUUUUUGAAAGGUAUAUCAAAAGACUCUGGAUGGACAGUAUUUUUGUAUUGAAGCAAAUUAAGGCAUCUAACUUGGUAUAGUCUUAUUAACUAGGAAUGUCAGACUCAAUCUGUCUAAUCAGCAAUUCAGGGCAGCCUGACAAAUGUA